AUGCCUUCUCGCCGUCCACUGACGCCGACAACAUCAGACUCGAUGGAUACACCUUCCAACCCACCUCGAGAUUUGCCAAGAAAGUUCGACGUGAUGAUCCCAAAACCGAAAUCUCCAAUACCUAUCGGCAAGACCAUCAUUGAGGACAGCGAGGCUGACGGUAGUGCGGAGGAAGAAAUCGUCACGGCUGGGGCUCGACGUACUCUCGACAACUUGCCACCACGUCGUACCGCUCCAAGACCAAAUGUUACCUUCGAGACCCACCGACUACCAGGGGAAGAGUCCAGCGAGGAAGAGUCUUCGGAUUCAGAGUCGGAGUCGGAAGAAUCAGAGGUGCCGAGUGUUCAGCCCCAAGACACCGGGCCUAGACAUGUUGGGUUCCCACCGGUUGAAGAGCUGCCAGAUUGGUUUCCUGAAAACAUCAAGCAGAUGUAUCGCGUUGAUAGACAUGGCGGUGCUCUGUCUUACAAGGAGUUGAACGAGAUCACUAGAUACCGAGCUGCAUUGGAGAUCAUCUGCCGUCGCAAGUGGAGGGAGUACAUCAAAGCUGGGGACGCUCGGUGGAAAUUGCAGCAAGCUCUACACCAUUUGAAGUGCCGACCGCUGACGAAGCCUUUCUACAAGUACCGAAAGGAGCAGUUUAGGGCAUGGAAGGCGAAAGCGUUGAAGUUGUGGAAGCGAUUGGAGAAGACGCAUCGUGGAAUUUUGAUAUUGGAGGAGACAAUCAACAUCAACUUUCGUCAAGAGAGGAUGAUUCACGAGAAGCAUUUGAUGGGAUGA
Molecule: messenger RNA, 780 nt
Organism: Hyaloscypha bicolor E
Lineage: Eukaryota; Fungi; Ascomycota; Leotiomycetes; Helotiales; Hyaloscyphaceae
Exons: 2
Coding region: 1-780 (259 amino acids)
Source: RefSeq, a predicted model, not a curated record